Knipowitschia caucasica is the source of this 1926-nucleotide messenger RNA. The record is from the annotation of a GenBank genome assembly. NCBI's taxonomy places the organism in Eukaryota, Metazoa, Chordata, Actinopteri, Gobiiformes, Gobiidae.
AUGGGUGGGUGGGUGAUGGAUGGGGGUGGGUGGGUGGAUGGGUGGAAUGGAUGGGUGGGUGGGGUGGGGUGGUGUGGGGGUGGGUGUGGGGUGGUGGGGGUGGGGGGGUGGGGUGGGGGGGUGGGGGUGGGGGGUGGGUGGGUGGGGGUGGGGGGUGGGGGGGUGGGGGGUGGGGGGGGUGGGGUGGGUGGUGUUGAGGGGUUGAUGGGUGGAGGGUGGGGUGGAUGUGGAUGGGUGGGUGGGUGGGUGGAUUGUUGGGUGUGGGGGGGUGGAUGGGGGUGUGGGGGGUGGGGGGAUGGUUGGUGGGGGUUGGGUGGGGGGUGGGGUGGGGUGGAUGGAUGGCAUUUGGGAUGGAUGGGUGGGGGGGUGGAUGGAUGGGAUGGGGGGGUGGGUGGUGGUGGAGUGGGUGGAUGGGUGGGUGGGGUGGGUGGGUUGGGGGGUGGAUGGGGGUGGGUGGGUGGUGGGGAUGUUGGUGGGUGGUGGGGGGGUGGGGGGGUGGGUGGGGUGGGUUGGGUGGGGUGGUGGGGAUGUUGGGUGGGGGGUGGGUGGGGGGUGGAUGGGGGGAUGGGGGUGGGCGGGGGGGGGUGGGUGGUGGAUGGAUGGGGGAUGGGUGGGGGGGAUGGGGGUGGUGGGUGGGGGUGGUGGGUGGAUGUGGGUGGGGGGGGGUGGGUGGGGUGGUGGGGUGGAUGUGGGGGGUGGGUGGGGUGGGGGGGUGGGGGGUGGGUGGGGUGGGGGGGUGUGGGGUGGUGGGUGGGGGGGGGGGGUGGGUGGGGGUGGGUGGGGGGGUGGGUGGGGGGGGGGGGGGUGGUGGGUGGGUGGUGGGGGCGAUGGGUGGGGGUGGGUGGGGGGAUGGGGUGGUGGGAUGGGGGUGGGGUGGGUGGGGUGGGGGGUGGGGUGGGGGGGGUGGGGGGGGGGGGGGGAUGGGGGUGGGAUGGGUGGGUGGUGGGUGGUGGGUGGGGGGGUGGGUGGGGGUGGGGGGGGGGGUGGGUGGUAUGGUGGGGGGGGGUGGGUGGGUGGGGGUGGGUGGGGGGGUGUGGGGUGGUGGUGGGUGGGGGGGUGGGUGGCUGGAUGGGGUGGGGGGGGGUGGUGGGUGGGUGGGGGGGAUGGGUGGGGGUGGGCGUGGGGGGGGGGUGGGGGGUGGUGGGGUGGGGGGGGUGGGGGUGGGGGUGGUGGGGGGGGGGGGGGGUGGGUGGGGGGGUGGGGGGGGGGUGGGAUGGGGGGGGGGGUGGGGGUGGGGGUGGGGUUGGGGUGGGGGGGUGGGUGUGGGGUGGGGGUGGGGUGGGGGGGUGGGUGGGUGGUGGGUGGGUGGAUGGGGGGGGGUGGGUGGGGGGGGGGUGGGGGGGGUAUGGUGGGUGGGGGGGGGGUGGUGGGGCCAUAUGGGGGGGUGGUGGAUGGGGUGGGUGGGGUGGGUGGGGGGUGGUGGGGUGGGUGGGGUGGGGGGGUGGGGGGGGUGGGGGGGGGUGGGGUGGGUUGGGGUGGGUGGGGGUGGGAUGGGUGGGGUGUGGGGUGGGUGGGGGUGGGGGGGGAUGGGGGUGGGUGGGGUGGGUGGGGGUGGGUGGGGGGGUGGGGGUGGGUGGGUGGGUUGGAUGUAAUGGGUGGGUGGGGGGGGUGGGGGGUGGGAGGGGGGGGGUGGGUGGGGGGGGUGGGGGGGGGGGGGUGGGGGGUGUGGAUGGGGAUGGGUGGGUGGAUGGGGGGGGAUGGGGGUGGGGGGGGUGGGUGGUGGGGUGGGGGGGGUGGUAUGGGGGGGGGUGGGUGGGUGGGGGGUGGUGGGGGGGGGUGGGUGGGUGGUUUGGUUGGGGGGUGGGGGGGGUGGGUGGGGGGGGGGUGAGGGGGGGGGGUGGGGUGGGGGGGGUGGGGGGGGGUGGUGGGGGGGAAUGGGGGGUGGGUGGGUGGGGGGGGUGGGGGGGUGGGUGGGGUGGGUGGUAG